Molecule: messenger RNA, 576 nt
Organism: Plenodomus lingam JN3
Lineage: Eukaryota; Fungi; Ascomycota; Dothideomycetes; Pleosporales; Leptosphaeriaceae
Biological process (GO): protein targeting to ER
Cellular component (GO): mitochondrion; endoplasmic reticulum
Source: RefSeq, a predicted model, not a curated record
AUGGCCAUCAGUCCGCAAAUAACCAAUCUGGUCAUUAUCUUGGCCUUUAUGCAGAUUUCCAAAAAGGUGCCCUUUGACAAUCCCACCGUCCUCAAUGCCGUACGCGCGCUGUACAUCACGUCCAACGCCAUCAUUCUGGGCAUCUACCUCUAUGUCCAGGCCCAGAUCAACAAGAAGAAUGACAUGACGGUAGUAAAGUACGUCGAGCCCGCGCCCAUGGGAUCCGGCGAAGAGCCCAAAUUCGUAGCCACGACGGUCAAGGCAUACGACUUGUCCAAAUUGCGCGAGUUGUUCAAGGCCCAGCUCAUGGGCGUGGGCAUGAUGGCUGUCAUGCAUCUCUACUUCAAAUAUACAAACCCGCUGCUCAUUCAGUCGAUUAUCCCGCUCAAGGGCGCUUUUGAAGGGAACCUCGUCAAGGUCCAUCUCCUUGGACAGCCGGCGACGGGCGAUUUGGCAAGGCCCUGGAAGGCGAGCGGGGGUAUGAUGGGGGCUAUGGGUGGAGGCGAGAUUAAGACGGAUAAGAAGAGUAUCGAGGCUGCGGAGCGGGCUGGCCGUGGCGGUGUCAAGGACGAGUAG